This is a messenger RNA of Etheostoma spectabile (orangethroat darter), 1098 nucleotides long. It is a transcript of the gene dio2, whose product is annotated as iodothyronine deiodinase 2. The transcript has 2 exons. The record is from RefSeq and is a predicted model, not a curated record. Gene Ontology annotation, biological process: thyroid hormone metabolic process. Gene Ontology annotation, molecular function: thyroxine 5'-deiodinase activity. NCBI's taxonomy places the organism in Eukaryota, Metazoa, Chordata, Actinopteri, Perciformes, Percidae.
GGUCGUAUUACGCAUCAAGACAAAAUGGGAAUGGCGAGUGAGGAUCUGCUCGUGACCCUUCAGAUACUACCUGGGUUUUUUUCAAACUGUCUGUUCCUUGCCCUGUACGACUCCGUGGUGCUGCUGAAGCGCGCGGUGUCGCUGCUCAGCUGCUCCAGGUCCGCCGCCGCCUCCGGCUCCGACUCCGGAGAGUGGCGCCGCAUGCUCACCUCCGCGGGGCUGCGCUCCGUGUGGAACAGCUUCCUGCUGGACGCCUACAAGCAGGUGAAACUUGGCUGUGAGGCACCCAACUCCAAAGUGGUGAAGGUUCCUGAUGGCCACCAGUGGAGUAGCAGCAUCUGUAAUGGAACUAAUAUGCCACCUGGUGCCAGGAACGCAUAUGGAGAUGAGUGUCAGCUUCUGGAUUUUGAGUCCUCAGACCGCCCUCUAGUGGUCAACUUUGGCUCAGCCACCUGACCCCCGUUCAUCAACCACCUGCCAGCUUUCAGGCAGUUGGUGGAGGACUUCAGUGAUGUAGCUGAUUUCCUGUUAGUGUACAUUGAUGAGGCACACCCGUCUGAUGGCUGGGUGGCCCCUCCUAUGGGCCCUUGCUCCUUCGAUGUCCGGAAACACAAGAACCUGGAGGAGAGGUUGGGAGCGGCACGGAAACUCAUUGAGCACUUUUCCCUGCCACCGCAGUGUCAGUUGGUGGCCGACUGCAUGGACAACAAUGCUAAUGUGGCUUAUGGGGUGUCAAAUGAACGGGUGUGUAUAGUCCAACAGAGAAAGAUUGCCUACCUGGGCGGUAAGGGUCCUUUUUUUUACAAUCUGAAGGAUGUGCAGCAGUGGCUGGAAGAGAGCUUCGGUAAACGGUAGGAGUAAGGAAGGACAAGUACAGAGGAGGACAUGUUCCAUAUUUCAAUGAGGAAAUACAAGAUCCUUCGGCUUGUAUAUGCAUAAAGUCAAAAUCAAAAGCUGUAAUGAAUUAAGUUCCAAAAUUCUGGAGCAACUUCUUUUACUAACUUUUUGAACACAUGUUAAAGCUGUGGUGCAUAGUUUCUGUCUCCCCCGUGAGAAAUUCUAAGUAAUGACAACAAAACUGUCACUCAUCCCCCCCCC